Galleria mellonella (greater wax moth) is the source of this 847-nucleotide messenger RNA. Its product is annotated as U6 snRNA phosphodiesterase 1. The transcript has 5 exons. Gene Ontology annotation, biological process: U6 snRNA 3'-end processing. Gene Ontology annotation, molecular function: 3'-5'-RNA exonuclease activity. Gene Ontology annotation, cellular component: nucleus. The coding region runs from base 107 to 847 and encodes 246 amino acids. Lineage: Eukaryota; Metazoa; Arthropoda; Insecta; Lepidoptera; Pyralidae. The record is from RefSeq and is a predicted model, not a curated record.
ACACUCUAAUCUGUGUUCUUUAAUCUGUGACAUAAUAUAUUAAAAUAAAUUGUUUUAUUUAUUGCGAUCCGAAUUGAAUUUUGUUUUUAUUAACUUUUUCUUAUAAAUGUCUGCUUUAUCUUCUCUUUGUGAAUACGAAUCAAAUUCCGAAGAAAGUGAUUGUGAUACAAAACCACCAAAAUAUAAAAAAUUACGUUUACCAGAUUUAAGUGCUAUACCAGUUUUUUCUACUGAGAAAUAUGUUGAUAACUGUGAAUUACACUCGGGACGAAUUCGUUCUUUCCCUCAUGUGAGGGGGAAUUGGGCUAGUUUUGUUUAUAUUCAGUAUACAGGUGAGGAGAAUUUCUUAAAUUUGAUAAACAAAUUACAAACACAGCUGUCUGAUAUAGAUGAACCAUGUUUUAAGUGUGAUGAUUUUCAUAUAAGUUUAUCAAAAACUAUUGUACUUCAAUAUCAUUUGAUUACAUCAUUCACUAGUUCUUUACAGACAAUACUAUCUAAUACUGGAAGCUUUAAAUUGCUUUUUGACACUGUUAAAAUUUACUGCAAUGAAGAAAAUACCAGGACAUUUAUUGCAUUAGAAGUUGAUCACUCCAGUAAUAAAUAUUUGUUGAAUAUUACAGAUAAAAUUGAUAAUAUAUUAAAAGAAUAUAAAUUGCCAACAUUCUAUGAGAAUCCUUCAUUUCACAUGAGCAUAUUAUGGAUAAACGGAAAUAAGAAAACUAAACUCACAAAUAUUUUAGACAAAUUAAAUAAUAUUUUACUGCAUAAAAAUCUUGGACCUAUAUGUAUAAGUAAAGUGAACUGUAAAAUUGGAAACAAAUAUUUUCAAUAUUCUUUGAUUUAA